GAAAAGGUCCCAUUUCAGGAACCAGGGGCACAGAAAGGUUUCGUUCAGAAGAACCCUUCUAUGUUAACCCUUUACCAGAUUGUUUGUGUAAGAAGGAAUUGCCGAUGCAAGCAACUGAGUAAUGGUCUCAGAUAUUGCAAUGCAGUGCUCUCGAAAAAAGUUCCUCUGCUGCAGGGUGGUGACACAUCAUUCUUUCCAAUUUAUUAAUGUAACUCUACAAGCUAGUGUUAUGAUAGGCAUAGGGACGCGGAUGUAUAUGUAUAUCCUGAGUUUAGGUAUAGCUGGGUUGGUAUAUCAUAGUGUUGGAGAGGAAAACGCAAGAGUGUCAUGUCAGGGAUUGAAAUGACGGAGACAGCGAGACGGGGCCUUCCAUCUAUGACCAAGGCAUCGUUUCUGUGCUUUGCGAAGUUGGCCUGUUUUUGAUUUUCAAGGAUUUGAUAAAAUGAUUCAUUGGGGUUACUGUACUGUACUUUGAUUUCUUCCAUUACCUCUGCCCUAAGAUAUCCUACUCUUGGUGCUACAAUUGGUUGCAGUAAAAUUGAAGUUGAUGCUGAUAAUGAGGACAUGCUUAAGCGGAGGAGCAUUCUUACAUGCUUUGGUGCCACUGUCGGCUUGGAAUUAGUAAGAAGCUCAGGAACAUUUGUUGAAAUGGCUGAGGCUGCUGAUUUGAUACAACGAAGGCAGCGUUCUGACUUUCAAUCAAGUAUCAAAGAUACCUUAUAUAAAGCUAUAAAGGAAAAUCCAGAUGUUAUCCCUUCCUUACUCACUUUGGCAUUGAAUGAUAUUAUGAUCUAUGAUAAGGUUUCGAAAUCUGGGGGCCCAAAUGGAUCUAUCCGAUUCAGCUCAGAGAUCAGCAGACCUGAAAACAAGGGACUUGUUGGUGCUUUGAAUUUAGUAGAGGAAGCAAAGAAGGAAAUUGAUUUGAAUUCCAAAGGGGGCAUUUCCUACUCUGAUCUGAUCCAAUAUGCAGCACAAAGUGCCAUUCAGCAAACCUUUCUAGCUUCUGCAAUUCGCAAAUGUGGAGGAAACGUUGAGAAGGGCAGUUUGUUAUACACUGCAUAUGGUUCAAAUGGUCAGUGGGGAUUAUUUGAGAGGAAUUUUGGAAGGACAGAUACCCAAGAGCCAGAUCCAGAGGGAAGGGUUCCCCAGUGGGACAAAGCAAGUGUUCAAGAAAUGAAAGACAAGUUUUCUGCAGUUGGCUUUGGCCCCCGCCAGCUAGCUGUUAUGUCUGGAUUUUUGGGUCCUGAUCAGAUAGCCACAGAAACUUUAUUAGCCACUGAUCCAGAAGUUUUGCCGUGGGUUCAGAAGUAUCAGCGCAGCAGGGAAACAGUGUCAGAAGCAGAUUAUGAGGUUGAUCUGAUAACUACGCUCACAAAGUUGAGUGGUUUGGGCCAACAUAUCAAUUACGAGGCGUAUACCUAUCCAGUCAAAAAAGUUGAUCUCAGCAAACUCAAAUUGUGAAGAGUAUCAGAUGCUUAUUAGAGCAGUUUCAACUCUAGCCAGUCAAUCAUUUAUUCUUGCAGUAAAUUCAUAGGAGAGUUGGCUCAAACUUCAUAACUAGCUGAAAAGUUAUGAAAAUUAACAAAUAAAUAUGUUUGUGUACAGGAUGGUGCAUGCGUGUAUGUGAUAGAAAUUCAAAACACUAUAUAAUGAGUAAUGCUAGAUGAAUCAUCUUUUUGGUA
Rosa rugosa (rugosa rose) is the source of this 1682-nucleotide messenger RNA. Its product is annotated as thylakoid lumenal 29 kDa protein, chloroplastic-like. Gene Ontology annotation, cellular component: chloroplast thylakoid membrane. Gene Ontology annotation, biological process: hydrogen peroxide catabolic process; response to reactive oxygen species; cellular response to oxidative stress. Gene Ontology annotation, molecular function: heme binding; peroxidase activity. The record is from RefSeq and is a predicted model, not a curated record. Lineage: Eukaryota; Viridiplantae; Streptophyta; Magnoliopsida; Rosales; Rosaceae.